ACAAAUUAGUAAACCUAGUAAAUCAAACUCUAUGUUUGUUGUUUAAGUUGUGUGUUACCUAUUCCGGAAUGGCAUGCUAGCGCUGCUAACUAAUGCUAGCUGUGACUCGGACGUACACUUACGCGUUCCUCGCUGCUAGCAAAGUAGAUUUUGUGUUUUUAAGAGUUGCUGCCAUGCCUGCUGGAAAGUCGACCACCAAGAGGAAGUCUGAGGUUGUUUUAGAAGAGGUGAAAACCGAACCCAAGAGAGUAAAAGUUUAUCACAGGAGUCAUGGCACAGACCCUGGUCAUGUUCUUGUUCUGGGCCAGGGUGAUGUUGGACAGUUGGGUUUGGGAGAGGACAUCAUUGAGAGGAAGAAGCCAGCUCUAUUGUCCCUGCCUGAGAAGAUAAUACAGGUGAUAGCUGGAGGAAUGCACACUGUGUGCCUCAGCGAAACGGGUGUGGUUUACACAUUUGGCUGUAAUGAUGAAGGGGCUCUUGGUCGGGACACUAAAGAGGAAGGGUCUGAGAUGAUUCCAGGGAAGGUGGUGCUGGAAGAGAAGGUGGUUCAGGUGUCUGCAGGAGACAGUCACACAGCCGCACUAACAGAGGAGGGAACAGUGUAUGUGUGGGGCUCCUUCAGGGAUAAUAAUGGUGUUAUCGGGCUCUUGGAUCCAUUACAAACAGCUGCUCUCCCACUUAAACUACCCAUGACAGAAACCGUUGUGAAAGUAGCAUCAGGUAACGACCACCUGGUAAUGGUGACCAUGGAGGGAAGGCUCUACACGUCAGGCGCUGCGGAACAAGGACAGCUAGGCAGGGUGCCUGAACAAUUCUCAGUCAGGGGAGGCAGGAAAGGCCUUGGUCGUUUAUUGGUUCCUCAGAUUGUGAAAGUCAAAGGGAGGGUUCACUUCAUCGACGCCUUCUGUGCAGCUUAUGCCACCUUUGCUGUGUCAAAAGAUGAACAGGUGUAUGGAUUCGGCCUCUCCAACUACCACCAGUUGGGCACCAGAAGUACAAAGAUGUGUUUUGUCCCUGUGAAACUGACUUCCUUCAAGAAUUCCACCACAGCCUGGGUUGACUUUUCCGGAGGACAACAUCACACAGUUUGUCUCGAUUCAGAAGGACGGGUGUACAGCUUGGGCAGAGCAGAGUACGGUCGCCUUGGUCUCGGCGAAGGGGCCGAAGAGAAAAGUGAGCCCACCCCUGUGGCCGGGAUAGAAUCGGCGAGAGGGGUGACCUGCGGGGCGUCCGUCAGCUAUGCCGUCACUAAAGACGGCUUUGUGUACGCCUGGGGAAUGGGCACCAACCUGCAACUCGGCACGGGAAAGGAAGACGACGAGUGGAGCCCAGUGAAGAUGACCGGCAAGCAGCUGGAGAAUUGCGCAGUACUGAUGGCGUCCAGCGGAGGGCAGCACACAGCUCUUUUGGUUAAAGACAAAGAGGAAAGCUGAUGUUCCUCUCAGGCAUGUAAUGAUACUUCUGACUGUUUACUGUUCCUACAGUGAGAGUGAUAUGUCUUUAUGUGGCGUUCUACGCUCAGCUAAGUAAGUGCAGGGGAAUCACGGCUAAGAAAGUACUGACGUUCAACCCCGUCAGGUAAAAUUCCCUUGCUGAUGUUUCAGUAUAUUGUGACUAAUAGACUAUUUUUUUAAAACCUCAUCCUUCGGAUUAUCAGUAAGUCAUUUGUAUGACUGGAAGACGAUGUGUGUGGUGUUUGACUGUUGCCAUGGAUAUAAAUUUUUUAUUAAUUUUGAUUGCAUGGAUGCUGAUGACAGGAUAUUUUUACCCAUAGAGUUUAGGCGCUAAACUGCUGUUCAGAGGGCACUCAUGUUUUCACUGUUUGGGUAACAACAUCCUGUAUUUUGCUACUGUUCAUGUCUGAGAAUAAAUUUUAGAUUUUA
Doryrhamphus excisus (bluestripe pipefish) is the source of this 1883-nucleotide messenger RNA. NCBI's taxonomy places the organism in Eukaryota, Metazoa, Chordata, Actinopteri, Syngnathiformes, Syngnathidae. The record is from RefSeq and is a predicted model, not a curated record.